CAUUCAAUUCGGAACAGAUGUCAAUAUUCUGCUGAGUUUUUGGUUAAAUUCACCGCAAUUAGACUAUUAUUUUGUUGAUUUGAACAUAUUUAACGAAAAAUUCGUCGAAAAAAAAUGCAGUCACUUCUACGUGGGGCCCAAAUCGUAUUUAAGCAUAAAAUUAGAGAUGCCAGAUUUAUAUAUACCCGUACUUUGUACACAAGAGACGAGCUGGGAGUAGUUCAUUUUGAAAAACUUCGUGCAGACGCCUUUAAACAAUUUAAAAAUCUUGAAUCGGCCAUAGAAUACAAGGAAGGAAUUAUAUCCAACUUUGACAACUAUCAACUAGAUCAACAAAGAGACAAUUUGAAACAUUACAUUCUUUUAAUCGACGGCAAAAAAGAUGAAUUGAAUACAUUAAAACGGUUUUUAAUUAAAUACACCGACAACUUUAAUAACAAUACGCACCGAGUAAAACCGUUUGUGUUUGGCACACAAAUUAUGCGAUUAUUUUAUUUCUUAAAUUUGCCUGAUGAAGCGGUCACGUUAUUCCGAGACCCGGAUGUGAAGGAAUGCUUUCAUCAAAUGGAGACGUAUAAGGUGCUAUUGAGUUUGUUGUAUGAAAAUAAGCGAUAUGAGGAAGUUAUUGAUCUGUAUAAACAAAUAAAACUUCGCUUGGAUGCCUUCGAAUUGAAGCCGAGUCAAACGGUUGAUUGCUUGCUGUUUGCAUCUUGUUACUUACAGAAUACCCCCGAACACUACGAAUACACAAGAAAGGUAUGGCAAAGCAUAAAAGAUCUGAAACCAUUAAGGCGAACACAAUUUCUUCUCGCUGGAUUGGCCAUCAAGCAAGAUGAUCCAAACUUUGCUUUGAGUUUAAACGUUUUUUCUUUUUACGUGACGUCAAGAUUUAUUCGGUUUAUCGCCUUCACCAAGCUUGGUCAAUUUGAAAAAGCAUUUAAUAUAUUAAAUCAAUCGAUUGUUUCAUGCAGUCGAGGAACUGACACGCAAAAACCGUGCAUUGGGAAAGAAAUGGUUGAAGAUUUACGAAGAUCGAUAGAAAAGUCGGGGACGGAAGAACAAUUAAAUAAAUUCAAUAGAAUUUAUGAUGACUUGAAAUCAUUUGACUUAUUGAGUGAUGAAACAUUAGAUGAACAUUUAUGUGCUUCUUUCCCGCCAAUGCUGCCAAAAAACCAAUUUAAAAAAAUGCAACGGAAUAUAAUUAAAGACAAUUAAAGAAACAAGAUAUUAUUUACAGUAUAGUCAAUAAAAUAACAACAUUCGGCUUUAACUAUUUUACAAUUUAUUUGUUUAA
Messenger RNA from Contarinia nasturtii (swede midge), 1294 nucleotides. Its product is annotated as pentatricopeptide repeat-containing protein 2, mitochondrial-like. NCBI's taxonomy places the organism in Eukaryota, Metazoa, Arthropoda, Insecta, Diptera, Cecidomyiidae. Gene Ontology annotation, molecular function: RNA binding. Bases 115 to 1215 code for a protein of 366 amino acids. The transcript is spliced from 6 exons. Gene Ontology annotation, biological process: regulation of mRNA processing; mitochondrion organization; multicellular organism development. The record is from RefSeq and is a predicted model, not a curated record. Gene Ontology annotation, cellular component: mitochondrion.